AUGUCGGCUUCAGCUCCCCAGUCCAAUUCUAGACCUUCGUCCCGCGGUCGCGAAACCUAUCGACCGACGACACCUCUUCGCGAAAAUUCACGUUCACGCGACUCCGUAAACCGUUUCCGCGACUCUCAUACUACUUUCACGCCAAUUGAAAGCAUAACGCCCUUUUUUGCAGAGCUCGAAGAUGGCCUCAAUAUCCUCCACGACAACUUGAUGCAGCUGCAGCAGAUCCACGAGAAUAUCAACAGGUUCAACGAGAGUUUUAGUGCUAUGAUAUAUGGGAUGGAGAUGAAUGCUUUCUGUGUCGAUUUCCCAGAGGCACCGAUACCGCAGUCAUUCAGAAGAGAAGAAGAAGCUGCAAGAGAAGCUGAACGAUUAGCUGCUCUACAGCCAGCUCCCAGGGCAGACCAUGAUGCAGAGACGACGUUUAUGACCAACGAUACUUUCGUAGAUCAGCCCGUCACGCCCGCCGCAUCAAGAGACCCGAAGACGCCUAAUCGCAGAGGUAGAGGGAAUAUCCCAGGCACUACACGUGGUGGAGGGCGAGGUGGCACAGGAAGGGGAAGCAGAGGUCUCAAUAUAUCUGCCUUCCCAGAUUCUUGUGCGACUGCGUCAAACGAACUUCUUUACACCCAACAUUCUGUCUCUUUGGCCUUUUGCUAUUCAGCGUUUACAUAUUUGCAUUGUCAUAUACCCCCAAUGAAGUACUUCGAGGACCUAAACAGUGUCCGGAAUUGGCAACCGGAUAGUUCGAGAGAAGGAGAGGCAUCUGAUAUUGCAAAUGUACCACUCCAAGAGCGUCAGCUUCUAGAGGAGCGGGACCUGUUCAAGCUACUAGCGUGCCAUGAUUUUAAGGGGGGAUACCAACCCUACGAAGACAGCCAGGGGAUCCUCUCCGAGGAGCCUGUGUAUACUCUCGAGUACCUUCACCUUGUCUCCACUUUUGUCUACUUCUCCCACCACCGAGUAACCAUACCACCCGCACCAUGGAUAAAUGUUAUGCACAAGAAUGGCGUUCGGAUCUUAGGAACGUUUAUUGUGGAGCCUGGAAGUACAACUGGAUUUAGUGAUUUAUUGGAACGGGAUGCCAAUGGAACGUUUAUAUUUGUGGAAAAACUGGCGGGUAUAGCUGAAUACUACGGCUUCGAUGGGUGGCUUUUGAACUUUGAAGAGCAUUUCCCGGACACAACAUUUAAUCUAGAGACGACGCUCAAGUUUAUCGAAGAAUUGAGAAAAGAGUCUGAUAGGCGGGUAAAAGGGAGCGAGAUUGUUUGGUUAGUUUCCCCUCGAAGUUUUUCCAAAUACAGCUGGUCACUAAUCUCGACCUCGAUGCCUGGAAGGUACGAUUCUCUAACAAUCUAUAAUCGAGUUGUAUACGUCAAUGGAUUGUCACCAUUGAAUGCUCCCUUUUUUGACGUCUCUUCAGCACUCUUUACUAACUACCGAUGGAACCCUCUGGCGCAACUUCUAACCACUGCGGCUUUGUCCAAAGUCAUGCAUAGAAACCACGACGUCUACAUGGGCAUCGAUGUCUUUGGUCGAGGCACAUUCGGUGGCGGAGGCUGGGGUACCGGUACUGCCCUUUCGGUAAUCCGGCCAGCCGGACUUUCAGCAGCUAUCUUCGCCCCCGGAUGGGUAUUUGAGAAUUUCGAUGGCCAAAAUUUCGAAGAGAGAAAUCGAAAGUUUUGGAUAAACGGAGGCGCAACUGAUACAGAGCUUAUUUGCAGGCCGGUUGCUGAAUUCGCACCAGUCUGGGAAGCUGGGACCGAAGCAUUCUUCUAUACGGAUUUCAAUAGGGGAUAUGGUAAGAAGUGGUUUCAGAGUGGAAGGGAGAUAUCAGCGAGACCGUGGGUACACGUCGGGGCUCAGGGUGUUUUACCAUCAUUCUAUCCUGGUGAUACAGACCUCUUAGUGUGGAAACUUGACAAUGAGGUUGCCUAUAAUGGAGGGCAUUCACUUCAAAUUGUUCAUAAGGCCGCAGCUGGGGCAGAUGCAAAACUCUCUUCGUGUAAACUGUACCAGUUUAACAUGACGUAUAAACGAGACUUGCAGUUCUCGUUCUCAUACACUCUAGAGGCAGCACAGAAAGGCAGGGUGGCGGUAUAUUUCAUCCUAAAGCGGUUCAACGGGGUUACUGAGCGACAUGAAGUUGGGCUGCCAGUACAAGAAGGCUGGGGCAUCAAAACAGUAACCUUAGAUGUGGGUAAAACAGAUGAAGAGAUAUUCGGGACGAAAGUGGUGGAAUUGGGAAUUGCAUAUAUACACCCAGAGGCGUCUGCAGAGCCAGAAACAACAAUCCUUAGAUUGGGGCAUAUAUGCUUAUCUGGAUAUCCCGAACCAAAACUUCCGGGGGUAAGCAAGAUCUCGUCUGCUAUUUUGGCGAGUGGGAAGCAACAGUUGAAUUGGGUAUUAGACUAUUCAGGGUUUUCACCAUCGGAGGGUUCACAACUUGGUGUUAAAAGCAAAGUAACUGGAGAAUUUGCAUACUUCUUGGUAUACAAAGGGCUCGGGGAGCUUCUAGGAAUUUCGCACUGUUUGGGGUUUAUCACCGGUGUGGAAGCCGGUAGUGAUAAUAGCACGUACCGAGUUGAUGGGAUUUCCUUUGACGGGCGAGUAGUUAAAGGGGCGUGGUUUUAA
This is a messenger RNA of Orbilia oligospora ATCC 24927, 2634 nucleotides long. RefSeq lists its product as uncharacterized. Gene Ontology annotation, molecular function: mannosyl-glycoprotein endo-beta-N-acetylglucosaminidase activity. Gene Ontology annotation, biological process: protein deglycosylation; attachment of spindle microtubules to kinetochore. Bases 1 to 2634 code for a protein of 877 amino acids. The transcript has 6 exons. The record is from RefSeq and is a predicted model, not a curated record. Gene Ontology annotation, cellular component: cytoplasm; mitotic spindle; DASH complex. NCBI's taxonomy places the organism in Eukaryota, Fungi, Ascomycota, Orbiliomycetes, Orbiliales, Orbiliaceae.